AUGCAGGUGGCCCUGAGGGAUCUUCAUGACAGGCUAUUUUCUGCCGUUCACCUCUUCGAUACACAGCCUCGCCUAGCGCAGCUUGUUAGAACGGUUGAUAUUGGUGCGUUCAACGAGGAUUGCACAUGUUGUUAUCCUGAGCAAUUAGACGACGCUACUCAGCAGCAGAUGCUGCUCAUUAAACAGGCUGUCACAAAUCUCGGGCUCGAAGCCAGCGACAGCCAGUUGAAAAAUAUAUGCUCUGGAGAUAACAUCAUCGAAACGCUUGUCCAAGUACUGAUCUUACAAACGCCUACUGCCGACCGGUUAUCUCUGUCUCUGCCCAAGGAUUGGGCAUUCGGUCUAUUUACAAAGAAACGCGCUGAUGGUAGUGGCAAACACCACGUGUUGAAGGCUACCAGGAUCGAGGUGGAGGUGGACAAGACCAUCAGUGAUGCUUGUGACAACUCAGACGACCAUGGACUCUGCAACACUUACGGCCCCAGGAGCAUGGCCGAGGAGAAUCUCAUCGACAUCGCUCCCAACGUUCAGUUUCUUUGCUGCGGAUCAGGUGCUCUUGUGGCUCCUUCCAUGAGCCAGAGUCCUGGGCUGUCUCAGCUCACGUCUCUGCAGCUCAUCUUCAAGGGCAUAUGGAGCCCGUUUCUCCCCAAACUGCUACGCGAAUUAUCGCACCUCCAACACGUCAGCUUUGUCUCGCAAAACACACAUUGCCCCACACCUCGCUUGAUCAAGGAAGCAUUGCUCUUGCUGCCUGCGAAGGGCACACUGCAAUCGUUGACACUCUUGCCCAUGUAUUGGGUGAACCAACCAUUGGGUAGCAUGGAGAGUUGGCAUCCCGCGGCCGAGACAGCUCUUUCUUAUCCGAUCGCCACUCUGAAGGAGUUUGAGGGAUUGAAGGUUCUCUCCAUUGACAGCCUUGUUGUUUACCCCUUCGACCCAGAUGGCCCUUCGACCAGGGACACCCAGAGACUGGUCAACUUUCUGCCCUCGUCACUUGAGAUACUGGUCAUGAGAAGCCUCGGUCAGGCGAUAUAUGCGGUUCCCGAAUCGCACUUUCAGGCACUUGCCGAUGCAGUGGUGGCAGGGCAGUUUCAAAGAUUGCGUUGGGUGUUCUGGACCGAUGAACAAGACGGGUACAUCAUGCAGCCGCACGACAGAUUCAGACCCGGCCUCGGGUUGCCGUCCUCAGAAACCCCCGGUGUUCUCGGUAUUUCUAGAGAUACGGCCGAAAUCAAACUGUCAUCAACGGGCAGUAUCUGUACCAAAGAGGCUGGUGAGCAGUGGGUAGCCCAGGGACUUUGGAAGAAGAGGCUACAUCCAGAUCUCUCACAGUGGUUGGAAUUCGUCGAAGAGCCGGAUGCUUUUCCCGACUGGGACAGGUUGUGGGAGGACUGCGUGAGGAGAUAUGCCCCGAAUAUAUGGGCCGAUCCAGAGUAG
This is a messenger RNA of Verticillium nonalfalfae, 1437 nucleotides long. RefSeq lists its product as uncharacterized. Bases 1 to 1437 code for a protein of 478 amino acids. The transcript has 2 exons. The record is from RefSeq and is a predicted model, not a curated record. Lineage: Eukaryota; Fungi; Ascomycota; Sordariomycetes; Glomerellales; Plectosphaerellaceae.